Messenger RNA from Rodentolepis nana, 2370 nucleotides. The record is from the annotation of a GenBank genome assembly. Lineage: Eukaryota; Metazoa; Platyhelminthes; Cestoda; Cyclophyllidea; Hymenolepididae.
AUGGGGAGAAAGUUCAAUACGCGUUGCUAUUUGGAUGUUGCAAUUGGGGAUGGGGAUCCUGAGCGCAUUGUGCUCGAAUUAUUUGAUGAAAAAUGUCCUAAAGCAUGUGAUAAUUUCAAAAAGUUAUGCGAAGGUGUCUGUGGUAUUGGCAUGAAAACUGGAAAACCCUUGCACUAUAAGGGAUCCAUGUUUCACAGAAUCAUCAAAGGUUUCAUUAUUCAAGGAGGUGAUUUUAGCAAUGGCGAUGGAACUGGUGGUGAAUCUAUUUAUGGUGGCACUUUUGCUGACGAAGAUAUGUCGUUGGCUCAUGACAGACCUUUCCUACUUUCAAUGGCUAAUCGUGGUCCGAAUACAAACGGCUCACAUACCACUGCUCCUGCUCCUCAUCUAAAUGGCAAACAUAUGAUUUUUGGCCAUGUUCUUUCCGGUCAAGAGGUUGUAGCUAAGAUCGAGUCAGUUCCAGUUUCCGAUACUCGUGUUUACAAACCACUGAAGCCAACUGUCAUUGUUAAUUGCGGCGAAUUAAUUCCAGUAAAGAAGAAAAUAUCAAAGCAUUCCAAGAAGUCAAUCAAAAAGAAGAAGGAAAAGAAGAAGAAACAUAAGAAGAAGAAAAAGUCAAAGAAGCAUCGUCAUAGUUCUUCUGGCAGCGAAUCUGACUCAGAUUCGAAUUCAGUAAAAGUAAGACCUGAAGAAAUUCCAGAUGUCCCACAGAAUAAAUUCCUUUACCGCCCUGGUCCUUCGGAUCCAACUCAAAUAGAAUUUGGUACUAACCAAAAUAAUGCAGUUGUUAGUAAGUCGGGGAGAAAGGUUAAAGGUAGAGGGCAAGUGCGGUAUCGGUCUCCAAAUGUGUACACUGGGGGUUCAGGCCGGGCUUAUACGCCUGAGCACUGGCACCAAGCAUCCCGGAAUGAAAAUUACCACCGAGCAAGUAGAGAUGAUUACCGCACACAUGCUAAUCGAUUUGCAGACGCUAUGGGCAUCGACCGAAAUGAGGAACGUAUUUCCAAGGCUGUAUUGCGAUCACCCGUGAAUGGGCAUGACAGAUCCUCACGGCAUAACCGGACGAGGCAUUACGAUGAUACAAGAGAAGUGCCAAAAAAUCAUAGACACCGGGAAUCACGGAAUAACGAUAGAAGCGAUCGAAGGAUAUAUCGACAUGCUGAUGAUCGCAGGAUGAGUGAUCAAGAUCUUUCCCCUUCUCCUUACAAACGCUUCCCAAUCGAUUAUUCAUCCCAAGGUGAAGAUGAAAAGAGGCCAUAUCCCCGUCAAUCUCCGAGCUUUACCUCACGAGAUUACAAAAACGAUCAUUCAAAACAUAGAGAAGAAAGUCCCAGCGAUUCUUCACUUAGAAAAUCGACUUCACCGCCAGCUCGUUGGAAAUCCGGUAGGAAACGCUCAUUAUCAGGAUCUGAAAAAUCUCCGCUUAAACCAGCUAAAAGAUGCAAGGAUUAUUAUCCAGAUUCUAAAGCAACUCCGGAGACGAAACGUGAGGUGAGUGGGGAUAGAUCUUCAAGCGACGAGAAACAACACGUUGCUUCACGAAGUCCACCUGCUUACCUUGUAAGCAAAUGGGAAGAACGCCACAGAGAGAAUCAACGGAAACGGGAGUCUAUGAAAAGAAUAGAGUUGGGUAGACAGAAUAGUGAUGUUGAUGAUAUCGCCAUUCCAUCUUCCCCAGCUCCGAAGUCCAGUACAUCUCAUUGCACUUCUUUUAUGUCUCCAUCAUCACCACGUACUCAGCGUUCACCAUCGAAACGUACUGCCUCACCAAAACCACCGCUGGUUAAUUCUUCGAUGAGUUCGGAGAAGCUGAGUUCGAUAGCAAGAUCCCCUCUCUUGAAAGCCCCUCCUUCUCCCAUUACUGUCUCUCCGGAAAGGCCGAAUGCUGUUCCCGAAGAGGUUGUUAUACCGAGGAAACCUCGAUCUCCUCUUUUGAGCCCACCUUCACAUAUCAAGUCUCCUGUUGUAGCUAAUUCCAAGUCUGGAGGUCCAUAUCCCCCUGAAGCCAAACCUUCAUCAAACAAGAGUCCAUCUAAAAGGGACUGGUCAAGCAGUUCUAAGGAGAAUAAGAAAGAAGUCCUGGGAGAUGUAACUCCUGGCGAUCAAGAAGAGACCGGUCCAUGGACAACCAGUCGUUGGCAGACGGACGAGGCAGAGAAUAAUGCCCAAGCACCCUCUACGAAGAAAAGUCCUGUGAAAUUGGCCCUCGGGGGCAGUAGUAACGCGGAAAACAUUCAUCAACCUAUUGAUAUGGAUAUGAGUGACGUUGAAUCGGAUGCAAAAAAAUCAGAACCCCCGGCUGAGAAGAAAUUAUCGACCUCACCUACUAGGGUAAAUCCAUCAAGCGAACUAUUUAAAGCUCUAUCUUAA